ACAUGUUACCGGGUCACUCGGUUUGGGAACAGAAAUGGCUGAAUGGGAUCGUUGGUUUAUAACAACCGAUGAUAGGGUUAAGCAUGACGCCCAAUUUCAGUUUCUCAAGCCUGUUAGUGGUUACAUAACAGGGGAACAAGCAAAAGCCUUCUUUAUGAAAUCAGGUCUUUCUGUUAUGGUGUUGGGGCAGAUAUGGUCUCUUGCAGACAUGGAUAUGGAUGGAAAAAUGGACAAAAAGGAGUUCUCAAUAGCCAUGUUCCUCAUAAAGAAGGCCCUAGAAGGCACACCUUUGCCACUUACUCUACCUUUAGGCCUGAAGAAUGAUCCUCAACCUGCGUUCGUGAUGUCGGGGUCUACACUAGCCCUGAGUUUGGUAACCAAUUCAGGUCAAAAUGGUUUAUCUUCUGUGUCGUCGUCAAAUGGACAUGAUUCUAACUUUUCAUCCACAGCUUAUCAAGAUUGGGUUAUAUCACAAAACAAUCGUCCGCGCUAUCGACUUCUUUUCAAUCAGCAUGAUCGCAAUAAACGUGGUUUUCUAACUGGUGUAGAAGCCAGAAGUAUUCUCCUACAAUAUGGUCUUUCAAAUCCUGUACUUGCUCAUAUCUGGAAUCUUGCAGAUUUGGAUAAGGAUGGCAAUUUAAAUUGUGAUGAAUUUUGUAUUGCUAUAUUCCUGAUCGAAAAAGCACUUUCUGGAUCUCAACUCCCUAGUACGCUUCCGCCUGGUCUUCUGCCUUCUAAUCAAACACGCCCAUUUAGCAAUUCAAUAUCACCUGCCAAUGUUAGUUCUAAAGAAGAUGAUAAUGAAAGCAAAGAAAACAAACCAUCGUCUCUUAGUUUUGAAGACAAACGAAGAGAAAAUUUCCGACAGGGUCAGGCAGAACUGGAUCGACGGAAACAGGAGUUGGCAGAAAAGAUGCGCCAAGAAGAGGAAAUUCGUUUGGAAAAUGAGCGACUGGAAAGAGAAAAACAGCAGAAACUACGCUUGGAGAAAGAGCGCCAACAGGCGGCGGAAGCUGAAAAACAGGCUGAACUUGCACGACAGCUUGAAGCGCAACGAGAACAACGUCGUCGUCAAGCUGUUGAGCAAAGGAUGAAAGCUGCACGGGAGGCUGAAAAGCAGCGUCAAAUAGAGUCAGAGCGCCUUCGUACUGAAGCUCUUUUAAAGGAACGAAAUCAUGUACAAACUCUGUUGGAGCAAGCUGUUGCGCAUCGUGCAAGUCUACUUGAAUCAGCAUCAUCUCAACAACAACGUUUAUCCGAAUUAGAUUCGCGUCUAACAGUUGCACAAACUGAAGUUGAUUCUCAUAAAACAGUUAUUAAUGAAAUGCGUGGUAAACGCGAUGCCUAUGAACGUGAUAUACGAGAUAUGACUGAACAAAUGGAAGCUGCCAAAGCGGAAUUGACACACUGGCAAAGAGAAAAAGAGCAGUUAAGCUUGCGUAUGGCAGCUGGAGUGGAUAUGAAUCCCGUUAUGGAACAAUAUAAGACAUUACAGUCAAUGCGUGAGGCACGUAUUAAAACAAUUGAACAACUACGGAAUAAAUUAAAUGAAUUAGAUCAGAAUAUGACCCAGCAAGGUCAUGAAUUAGCUACUAGACGAAAUAAAAUCGAUGAUUCACAACGACGCGUUACUCGUGUUAUGCUUGAUUUAGUUGAUUUACGGCAUUCGGUUGAACAAAAAAUGCAAACAUAUAAAUCAAGAAAAAAGAACACAGAGUUGUCCACAUCCAAUUCAACUACUGCAUCAAGUAAUCAAAAGGAAUUGUACGAAGCAAUGUUUGAUUUCACCGCUAGACAUCCUGAUGAGUUAUCGUUCACAGCUGGAACUCUAAUUGAUGUUUUUCUGAAUGCGCCUAUCAAUGUAGGCCCAGGUUGGUUGUAUGGUCAGAUUAAUGAUAAAGUUGGCUUAUUCCCUGAAUCGUAUGCCAGAAAAAAAGUGGAUGGGAAAAUUGACCCGUUUGAUCCUUUUGGUGUUCAUAAAGUAACGAACAUCUCUAAUCCGGUUACAACUACUACAUCAACAACAUCUGCCAUUGCAAAUAAUUCUCCUUUUGAUCCCGUCAAUGUAACUAAUACUGUCAGUUCAACUGAACCUGUAGAUGGUUUGGUCAAAGAUGAAUCAUUAAAAAAUCCUGGUGAUGAGUCUUUGCGAGAGGUGCAGAACAACUGGGACGCUUCACAAUGUGCGCAAGUAUUACCUGUAGAUGUGCAGCCGGAUCAGCUGCUAACUUUAAAAAGUGGAGAUCAGGUUAAAAUCAGCAAAGAGAGUGAAAAUAAAGAGUGGCUGUAUGGUGAAGUUGUUGAGAAGUCCGGCAUUAUCAGGCAAGGUUGGCUACCAGUUUCUUGUUUGAAACCAAUCACCAAAACUACUUCUGAUUUAAAAAACGGACUGAAUGUCACACCUAAAUUGCCAUCUGAUUCACCUAUACAGCAGUCGAGCAACAUCCUUUUCUCAUGUGUAGCCUUGUAUCCUUACGAAUCCAAUGUACCUGGUGAUUUAAAUCUAUCUGUCGGUGAUCUAAUCAGAGUAUAUGUAAUUAAAGAUGAUUGGUGGGAGGGCAUGUGUGAAAGAACUAAACUCCACGGUUUAUUCCCAGCAAAUUACGUUCGUAAACUAAGUAAAGAAGAAAAUCGAUCAAUGGAGGAAAAAUUAGGCAUUAAUAGACCAGUCGUGGAACAAACUGAAAAUAACAAAACAGCGACAUCGUUGCCUCAGUCAAAGUCAACUCCUGUAGCAUCACCAAAACCAGAGGAUCAAGGUUCUAAUGAUCGAACGAUGGGCCAAUUGCCUUCAUCGAAUGCAUCAUCCUCGCCUUCAUCAUGUGGUGUUGUUGUUUGUACUCAACCAGAGUUCGCUCGAGUCAUUGCACCAUAUAAAGCUACUUCAGCUGGUCAACUAAGUCUUCAACCUGGUCAAGUGGUACAACUUCGUAAAAGGUCACCCAAAGGCUGGUGGGAAGGCGAAUUACAGCAAAGAGGUCAUAUCCGUCAAAUAGGCUGGUUCCCUGCAGAUUUCGUUCGACUCAUUUCACCUCUGACUGUUAACGGUACAUCCGAUAUACCUAGUCCUGUAUUAUCCAAAGAUCAAAUUGCAUCAAAAGCAACUAAUUCCACUAACAAUCUAACCGAAAAUAGCCCUAAUAGUUUAAAGGUAUUAGCAUCUAAAGCAGUUACUUCAAAUAAUAACGAAAAUGAUCAAAGUCAACCGGUACAGUCUAGUCAUGUGGAAAUGAUGCAAACGAUAUUUAGUUACAAAGCAGUUCAUGCGGAUGAACUCACAUUUGAUGAAGGCGCUAUUAUCACUGUUCUUGGUCGAGAUGAACCUGAAUGGUGGCGUGGUCGUCUUCAAAGUUCUGGUGCUGAAGGCCUUUUCCCUGUCAAUUAUGUUCGUCCUUAUAAACCUCCCCCUCAAACGGAGAAGUCUUCAAGUCAACGUUUAAGUUCUGCUAUUCCUAAUCCGACGGACACUGAUAUUUCUAGGAAAGUGCGUGAACGUGAUUUCGCUGUGAAAGAACUCAUUGAAACUGAACUAGCUUACAAUCAAAGCUUGAUCGAAGUGAGAGAUGUUUUCUAUAAACCGUUAAAAGCUGCUAAGCUACUUAAUGCACAAUUGCUGGAUGACAUUUUUCCUCAUUGGGAUGAACUGAUAGAAACGUCAACUGAAUUAUGCCAGGAUUUAAAAAAUUAUGUUGAAACUGGUAGUCCUGUUGAGACGAUUGGACAAAUCCUCUUGAAACAUAUGGUUAAGUUUAAAGUCUACCGCCUCUAUUGUAUCAGACAACGAGUAGCAUGUGAAACUUUACAACAGUGUCUAUCGUCUAAUUAUCGUUUAAAUCAAUUGGUGAAAAUAUUUGAGAAGAAUACAAAAACUAAAGGCUUACCACUGUCAUCAUAUCUGUUGAAACCUAUGCAGCGUGUAACAAAAUAUAAACUCAUAGUAGAAAAGAUUGUCGCAAAUACAGAUCCAUCGUACCCUAACUACGGGGAUUUUUCCAAGGCUCACGAUUUGAUAUGUUCACUUUUGCGGUCAAUCGAUCAUGCCAUUGGGUCUAAAGAUAAACAUCAAAUAAUUGACUGGUUUCGUUCACGAUUAGUUGGCGCAGAUAAAUGGCUUUUGGAUUGGUUAUCUUCAGCCGGCUAUGCAGCAAUUAAUCAUAAUAAUAAUAAUGAUAAACCAUGUUUGGUUCAUUGUGGUACACUGUAUAAGGCUAAAAACAAUCGAGAGUUCAUCUGCUUUCUAUUCAACAAAUACUUAAUUCUGACUACACCAAAUUAUAAUACUAAUGGGCAGUUAUUUGAAUUACCGUCUACAAAUGAGCGUAAUUUGAAAUGGUCGUUUACACUAUACAAAGAACCAUUAGCUCUUAAUCAAAUUUACGUAUUAAAAGGAUCAUUUAGGCGAUCGGUUGCAUCGACAUCCAAUAGCUUUUCAUCAAUACCGCCUUAUUCUGCACCGUUUGAUAAAUCUUCAAAUGAUGAAAUGACCAGUGAAAUGGUUCGAAGUGCAUCCACUUCUACACUGACUGAAUCAUCGAAUAAUUUUACAAUGAAUGCUAGACAUUCAUCAGAAAUUAAAAAUGAAACAGAAAGUAUUUUCUCCCUACUGAAAAGACGAAACUCUUGGCAUCCUAUAGUGACACUGAAGGCCCCAUCGAACCAACUAUGCGAUCUUUGGGUAUCGAUUUUAAGAGAAACUAUUCGGGCGGAAAAUAGUUCGUCUAACGCAUUGGUCUCAGUUUCACGGUCAAUCAAAAGCGAAUACCCAAAACGUCUAUUAUUUACAAUUUUAAAAGUUAGCACGACUAACACCCAAGAUAAAUUUGAAGUUCACUUCAAGAUUAGUAUUACUGAUCAAAUGUGGAAAUUUUGUCAAAUUUACACAAAUCAAUCAAAUGAAUCUAAGCCAUCAGAGUCAUUAACUUUCCUUGUUCCUGAAUCAUCUGAUAAAUGCUUGCAUAUAAGUGCAUUCAACGCGUUACCUUUCACGCCAUCGAACGUGAUUGGAUCGUCCACUAUGUCGUUCAAAAGUAUUUUCACCAAUUUUCCACCAUCAUCCUGUGAGCAAGUAGUCAAUAAGCAAAUUGUUCUGGAUCAAUCUACUCUUGGUCUGACAGUUUAUUUUCAUAUAGAAUUAAUCACUUGACGCUUGAUGGAUGAUACACGGUUAGAGGAAUAAUAACAACAUUAAUUAUAAGAAAACAAUCUCGUUUUUGAAAAUAUUUUGUUUAUAUAUACAUAUUUAUGGAGUAUAAUUUUUCUUUUUUUUGUUUUCUUAACUUACUUAUUUUUUCGCCAUUUUAUCUCCUGAAUUUAUUUAUAUCGAUUUAUUUAUUAUUCAUUUUCAAGUGUUUUAGCAGCAACAGUAGCAGCAUCAUUUGAUUGCACUGAUCAGUUUUCACCUUUUAUAGAAGGACAGACACUUUCUUUUUCAACGAUGAUUUCUAAUCCUUUAUUAUUAUUAUUAUUAUUAUUAUUAUUAUUACUAUUAUUUUCGUGAUUUAUGCCAUCUCAUGUAGUCCUAUGGAAUUAGCGGCUCUACACAAUUUGAUUUUUGAUAUUAAACAUGCUCGAAAAUACGACAAACAAGACUAACUAUCCUAGACGCACAAUAAAUAUUUUCUCUUCUUUUCAUGCCUUUGUUUUGAUUUGACUUAAUAAUCAUAAUAUUUUGUUUUUGUUGUGUGUGUGUCUGUUAAUCAACCAGACAGACAUGCACACACGGGCUUUAUUUUAGACAUACAUCAUAUAUAUAUUGUGAUUGAUACACUCUGACGAUCUCAUAAAAUGCUCAACCC
This is a messenger RNA of Trichobilharzia szidati, 5795 nucleotides long. NCBI's taxonomy places the organism in Eukaryota, Metazoa, Platyhelminthes, Trematoda, Strigeidida, Schistosomatidae. The record is from the annotation of a GenBank genome assembly.